GACAGAGUUUCGCCAACUUUAACUCGGCGCUGCAACCUCAUUCAUACGUUAGGAUGGUUUGACGUUUUAUAAGACUAAAUAAAGGACAGAGACGUGAAGACGUGUGCGAGGAUUGGAGACAUUCAAAAUGAGUCUAUUCGAGGAGCAGCAGGAUGCCAGGAAUCCCAGAGAAGUAGAGGUUGAAGAACAGGGGGAUGAGGAGAGGGGAAUGGAGGGCCACCCUCCUGAUGUUGCAUCUCCAGAGGAGAAACCCUCUGCUAGUACAGAUGUUACCGCCACCCCUUCUUUCCAGUACAUAGAUGAGCUGUUGUCUUUAGGCAAAAUCAGCCCGACCAGAGCAGCCAAACUGAAGUCCAGCUGCCUGCUCCUUUGUGACACUCUGAAGAGCACCCAGGAUUCUGAGAUCCACCUUUGGGGAGAGGCAAAGAGGUGUCGUGCUGAGCUGGAAGGGCUGCGAGCUGAGGUGGUGAGAACGGAGGAGGAGGGCACCUCUGCGGAUCCUGAAAGCGAGGUCAAUGAACUGAGGCAACAACUCCUCCAGGCAUACAACCAACUGAAAGCUUCUGAGGACAGAGGGUACAAGACACGGCACCGAAUGAAAUGUCUCUGGUUAGAGAAGCAGUAUCUGGAGAAAGAGAAUGAGAUUCAGCUGAAACCUGCUGAGCUGGAGAGCAGAACAAAGACCCUGCAGGACACGUACGAGGAUCUGAAGCAAGAGGUUUACCAGAGGCGACUGGAAGUCAGAAGUCUGACAGAAGAUGUGGAAGCCCAUGAAACGCAGAUAUUGAAAGAACAGAAAGAGCUCACAGACAAGAUGGAGAUCAUAAAGCUCAAAGAGGCUGAGAAAGCCGGACUCAUCAGCAUCCAAGUUUUAAAGGAGAAGGAAAGGAGCCGCUCAGAGAAGCAAUCUGCAAUGAAGAAGAUGGAAGCCCUUGAUGUGGAGAGAUCGGAAACGGAGCAGCAAGUGAAGGAGGUGGACGAGCGAAACCGCUCUCUGAUGCUCAAGAAGGAGGCGCUGAGUGGGGAGCUGGACGUUCUCAGGGCCCGAGGAGAUGCCUGUCAGAGGGAGCGCAGGCAGCGGCUCAAAGAGCUGGAGCUCAGCAGGGAGGAAGAGGCUGAAUUCAUGGGGAGCAGGGGAAUACUGGAAAUGAAGUUGCAGAGCCUCGCGUACGACGGGAUCUACCUUCACCACAGCCAAUCGGUGCAGCUCAAGGAGAAGCAGAGGCAGUCGAAAGCGCUGACGAGGAUGGAGCACGCGUUGACCACGGCCUCUGAGCAGCUGGAGCAAACGCAGUCCAUCUACAUUGAGUUACAUGCAAAGUUAGAUGCUGUUCCCAAACAAGAGGCCAGUGUUCAGCAGAGGAUGGCGCUUCAGAAAGAGGUGGAUGCUCUCAAAGCCCGCUUUCGAAACGAGCUAUCUGUGGCUGAGGAGGAGAGCCAGAAGGUGCAGCAGUGUGGGAUGAUCCAGGGACUGCUCAGCGAGUCAAACCGCCUCCGAGAAGAACUCCAUAACCUCAGAUGUUUGACCCGGAUCAAAGUGGACGAGAGGGGCCAGAAGCACCGGGAAAUGCUUCGAGCUGAGCAGCUGAACCAGCGCAUCCAGCAGGAGCUGCGAGAGAGAGCCCGCAUCGUCACGGAUCACGACAAGCUGAACACCAUGCUGCAGCGCAGAGUUGUGCAGCGCCGCAAGCUGUGCGACAUGAUCGCGGCCGAGAAGAAGAAGUACGUCGGCCUGAAGCAGAGCGCCUCACAGACGACCACAGAGCUGACGGAGCAGAUCAAAGUGCUGGAAAAUGAGGCCGAGAUCCAACGUACCGUGGUCAUCAGCAAGGGCCGAUCCCUCACAAAGGUCCGCAUGAAGAUCUCUAACAGCUCCAAAAUAAGGGACAGACUGCACAAUGACAUCUCCAAGGUUGCCUGGAAGCAGAGGCAGGUCGCUCAGGAGUACGAAGACAACCAGCUGGAGCUGAUGAAACUCACGCAAACAACCAACCUCAAAGAGCAGGCACUUCUGGAAAUGAACAAGAACCAAGAAACGGCCAUACAGCGCCGCAACUUCCUUGGCCUCCAGCUCCUGGAGCACGACGACGUCUUAUUGAACUACUACGAGAAGGUGAACCUCCAGGAGGCCGCCGUCGCCGAGGGAAACGCGACCCUGGAGGGCCUGGAAAAGGAGAUGAGAGACCUGCGGUUGGAGAUCAACGAGGAGAAGAGACGGAUAGACCUGAAGAAGAAGGAGGUGCCCGUCGCGAACCAGUUGGCGGCCGAGAUCGCCGCGCUCCGCACCGAGUUGUCAGAAGCCAGGGACAGGACGCUUGCAGGUCUGAAUAAAACUGUUGACUACAAAGAACUGAAAGGCAAAGACCCGUCAACAGCAGAACUGGUCGAGAAGAUUGAGCAGCUGGAGGCGAAUCUAGCGGAGAGCGAGAGGCAGUCGCUGGAGAAAGAACUCCUCGUGGAGCAGGUGACCCGGCUCUCCAAGCCACUCAGCGAGCAGGCCGAGAGCUGCCACCAGGACCGACUCUGGCUGGCAAAGAAGUUAAACGAACUCCGAAGUCACAUAAUGGACAUCAACCAACGCACCAUGGCUGUCACCGCACAGCUUUCAGUGACUCAAGCUGUUGCUCUGUCUCUCCAACAAGAGAUCAAAGAGAAAGAGCUCCAGAUGGACAGGUGCCAGCGGCAGCUGGAGCAGGGCCGGCCACCGUGCCCCGAGUUAGAGGAGCAGUGGAGGAGGAUGCUCCGAGACAAGAAGAGGAGACAGAGGGACAAAGAGGAGAGGGAGAAGCUUGCUGAAGAAGAGAAGUGGAACCAGCUGCCUAAUGGAAGGUACACAACGGCUGAGGCCCGUCCGAACGCGUACAUCCCGCAGACGGACUCGCUGCCGCUGCCCAAACCCUACGGCGCGCAGGCCCCCUUCAGACCCUCCCCACCGGCAGCCUACAUGAGACACUUCCGCGACCCAACGCUCAAACCCUUGGACAUAUAGACAAGGAAUGCACACACGCUCAUGAAACUUUGGAUGUUGGACAUUUCUGACAAAUAUAUUUGGCUCUAGAUAUUUGGCUUUAGAUUUGGCUCAUUUGCGUCUCUCGUUUAUUGAUCCAUCUGCUCCUCUAGAGGCCGCUCCCUCUUCCUCUCUUUUUUCUUGUUUGCGUCCCCGGAAUCCAGCACACCACUGCUGUGGGGGCAUGUGAGAGCAUACUUGUGGACGGCAUCUGGUUGUGAUUUACGUCAUUUACUGGCAACAGCUUGUUUACACUCGUGCAUUGGAAAGUAACGAAUGUGUUAUUUCAUCAUGCCCUUCAAUAAGAGCGUAGGUAUUUACUUCUGUACUCGUCCUCUUUAUCUCGCUCUCUAUUAAAUAUUAUUUUUUACAGGUGGGCUGGGAUAUUUCUGCACAUUCUUCAGUCUUGGCACCGUUUCCUCCUGCGCACUUGUAAUCUUGCCGCUGAUGAAUGAAUUUGAACAGGUUUAAGCUUUUAAGCCCGGGGCCAAGAGUUGCUGCUCAAUGCCUGAAAUGAUAAAUGUAAAUACAGAGAGGUAGACCAGGCACCGAAAGAGCAUAGAGAAUUACAAACAGGGAGGAGAAUUUAAAUGAGGAGGAACGCGAGUCGGAGGGAAAAAAUCUGUAUAAAGUGGAGCUCUAAAUGGGGUGGGGAGUUCAGAGAAUGUUACUGGGGAACAAAAACAAAGUCAUUUGCCUUUUAAAACAUUUACUGAUUUACUGGAAGUUGUUGUAUGUGCAGAUUUGGGCUCGAGGGGAAAGUAGGCCACCGCUGUUUGCACCACCAAUCACAACCUCUGUUCUUCUGUUAAAGAGAAGCUCAGGGAAAUUACAAAUUUGUGUGAAUGACCUUGAAUUGAUUGUCACGAUGAUCUGUAA
Molecule: messenger RNA, 3886 nt
Organism: Pungitius pungitius (ninespine stickleback)
Lineage: Eukaryota; Metazoa; Chordata; Actinopteri; Perciformes; Gasterosteidae
Gene: ccdc146
Product: coiled-coil domain containing 146
Exons: 23
Coding region: 128-2989 (953 amino acids)
Cellular component (GO): cytoskeleton
Source: RefSeq, a predicted model, not a curated record